AUGAGCGGAAGUGGAAUAAAAUCAAUACUUAAAGAUAAAUGGUUCUGGAUAUUUAGAAAAAACGAAUUAGAAUAAGUAAUGAUUAAUGUAGCUUCAGAUAUAGGUGUUGAUAAACCCACUAAAGAUGAUGUUGAUGAAGUUCUAAAAGAAUUGGAUGAAAAUGGAGACGGAAAAUUAUCAAUGGAAGAAUUUUAAGUAUUAAUCGAAUAGGUACUAGAAAUGAUGUCAAUUGCAGAAAAUAGCAAAUGA
Molecule: messenger RNA, 249 nt
Organism: Ichthyophthirius multifiliis
Lineage: Eukaryota; Ciliophora; Oligohymenophorea; Hymenostomatida
Exons: 2
Molecular function (GO): calcium ion binding
Source: RefSeq, a predicted model, not a curated record